Saccharomyces paradoxus is the source of this 4212-nucleotide messenger RNA. It is a transcript of the gene SNT2, whose product is annotated as DNA-binding E3 ubiquitin-protein ligase SNT2. Lineage: Eukaryota; Fungi; Ascomycota; Saccharomycetes; Saccharomycetales; Saccharomycetaceae. Gene Ontology annotation, cellular component: Lid2 complex. The transcript has a single exon. Bases 1 to 4212 code for a protein of 1403 amino acids. The record is from RefSeq and is a predicted model, not a curated record. Gene Ontology annotation, molecular function: chromatin binding; ubiquitin-protein transferase activity. Gene Ontology annotation, biological process: histone catabolic process.
AUGCCCAGAGAAGAGAAUCUCAAAUUAUCUAGAAGAAGAGAGGCUGCCAGAAACGUCAAUUAUAAUGAAAUGGAAGUGGACACUGAGUUAGUUAAAAAAGUACAAAUAUCAGAAAAAAGCAGCGCUAGGAACAAGGAUAGCAGUAACCAAACUUCCAGGUGCAGUAGAAGUGCGAGCAAUUCAGUCAGUAGAAACGAGAAGUUUAAGUAUCAAAAAUUUCUUCAUGAUAAGAAUACCUGCUGGAACUUUAUUCCUACGUUACCUCCUUCGUUCAGGAAAAAUAGCAGGUUUUCUAACGUACUUGAUCUGGAUGAUGCGAUGAUUGAUUUGAGAAAGAUGUCUCUUUUCAAUACAGAAUCCGUACUUUUAUCUGCGAACGACACUAUUUAUAUGAUAUCAGAGCCUGCGGGCGAGCCAUAUUAUAUUGGCAGAGUUGUGAAUUUUGUCAGCAAGCCAGAAUUUUCUAAAACUAUUCAUGACGCUAUAAAGGUGACGUCUGUAUUCCCUGCUAAAUUUUUUCAAGUUAGAAUGAAUUGGUUUUAUCGUCCUAGGGAUAUUCAAGAACACGUAAAUACUUUCAACCCAAGAUUAGUAUACGCAUCGUUGCACCAGGACAUAUGCCCGAUUUCAUCAUACAGGGGAAAAUGUAGUAUAUUUCAUAAGGACGAAAUUUUUGAUAUUCUUCCUAAUGAAAAGGAAAGCAUUAUACGGCCCAAUAUCUUUUACUUUGAUGAACUUUUUGACAGGUACACUUCGAAAUAUUACAAAGUUUAUAGUACGGACAAAAUAUUAAACAGGUGGAAUAGUAAGUCCCCGUUUCUUUAUGUUUUAAAUAGGAGAUUUCGUUAUAUCUAUGCAGAGCCGAAAUAUCCAUUGGAGAAAGUUUUCAAGAAAUACGUUUUCCAUGAACUGGAGGUAAAUGCAUUAAGACCCUCAGAUUACGAAUGGGAUAAAAGAUGCCAGUUUUGUAAAGAAUGGUGCAUCCAAAAGGAGAGCCUUUCGUGCGAUGAGUGCGGUGUUUGUGCACAUCUGUACUGUAUGGAUCCGCCACUCGAUAGAAAGCCAAACAAAGACGUCGCUUGGACCUGUUUUAGUUGCCUACAGAAGCAACAAGGUACUGAAGACUCGUAUCUUAGAUUCCAGGAAGAACAAGCAGCGGAACUGGAUUUUAUUCGCUCUGUGAGACAAAAAAUCGAAGAUGUUUCUAACAAAGCUAUUAAGGAAAAUGUUGGUUAUAAUACCGAAAAUUGCUGGUUUCAAUAUUUGGGGAUAUAUUCCAUUUCUCAUAUUGAUGAUACAUUAAACGAAUCUAUGUUUUUUCCAUACCCUUUCAAACCUUCUAGGGUGGGUAUGAAGUAUCAAUGGAACGGGUGUACUAAUAAUGGGCCCUGGAGGCAGAACUCGUAUUUACAUACAGAUUCAGAAGAAGAGCGAGGUUCAGUGAAAACAUCCGAAUUAGCGUGGGUACUGGAUCCAUCAAAGAUUACUGCUCAAGAACUGAAUGAAUACAUUGGACAUUGUAAAAGGGAAAUAUGUCCUAUUCUCAAGGUGAGAGGCGAGACUUGUAAUUUCAUUGAUGUAGUUUUAAAGAAUUUGAUGUUUACAAAUUACGAUACAGCAGAGGCAUUUGAGAAAUGUAAAAGGGAGCUUUCCAGAAAAUCUUUGAACGAACCAACUUUUACCGCUGUGGAAGUCCGAAAAUUUGAGGAAGCUGUCGAAAAGUUUGGGAGUGAAUUACGUCCUGUUUGUGGGCAUGUGGGUACUCAGCCUAUGUCGAUGAUUGUUAGAUUUUAUUACAAUUGGAAAAAGACAGAAAGGGGGUUUUCCGUGAGAGGGAAACUGAACAAGUUAUCAAGAAAUAAAAGAAAAAUGAGCACUGAUGAUGAUGAAAAUGACAUAGAGACAAAGUAUAUAGAUGAUUCUUCUUUUGAUACCGAAAAACUCUCUUUAACAGAAUCCUCCUUUCAAUGCAUGUUUUGCAAAACAGAUUACUCCCCCAUGUGGUAUAAAGUUACUGGCGGUUCAGAUGAAGAAAAAAUUAAGAUAAGAAUGCAAACAGGAGUUAACGAGAAAACUGAAAUUACAGAGAAAUAUCCAGCCCAUAGCCAGAAGAAUGAAAAACUUGGUGCUCUUUGUAUUCGCUGUGCUCGUAUGUGGCGAAGAUACGCGAUUAGAUGGGUGUCUCCGCUUGAUACCUUGAGGAAAAUGACAGGAACCAGUCAGAAUAGUUUUUAUUCAGCGAUAGAAGGGAUUAUUGAGGAAAAUAACAUCAACAAGUUUACGUUGUCUCCAUUCCAAGCUCAUAAUAAACUGCUAGAAUGGGAACUUGUUCAGGAUUCGGAGCUAAUCAUCAGACAAAGAAUGAAAGUUUAUGAAAACCCAAAUUCAUUUGUGAAAAUGAAACGCUAUUCCAUGACAUUUCAUACACAACUUUAUAAAAUGGCUGUGAGAUCAUAUCGAAAAAAUGAGUUCCACCCGGAAAGGAUGCAACGAGACCUUGAACUGUUUCUGGAAGACAAGAAAGAGGUAAAAAAAGUCCUCCUCGAAGAAAAGCCAGGAAGAGUGGAAGAUACUAAAAAUGAAUUUCCUGUAAACAUAAUUCGGCAAUCACCUGACACUAUCCAAAAAAACGACACAAAUCGAAAUCGUAGGUGCAAUAAUGUGUUUAUCAAGAAUGUUAGCAACGACGGUAUUACUAAUACCACUCAUCCUCCAAAUGAUUCAAUAACAAUUUCAAUGAAAACUGGCAGCAGUUCUUCGGGUUCAUUAUCUGUAGAUAAAGGUUUUGAAUUUGUCAAAUUUGAUAAUAAAACAUUUCAGCGAUUACGGAAUAGCUUAAAAUUAGUGAAUAAUAAACUGCCAAAAAAUAUGGGACCUUCAACGAAAAAAAUUAAAAUGAUUAAUGACAUUGCGUUAAAUAGUCCGUUAAGCGACAAAAACGGGGCAACGUACUGUUACCCAGUUAUUUCACAUUCUAAGGACACUUAUGUCGCUCUUGAAAAAUAUCAUGAUCAUAAUCUACCAAGCAGAGUGUUGGAAAAAGACAUGAUUUCGAAACACACAAAGAAUAAAUCGAAGAAUCCUGAUUUGCCACGGCCGAAAAAUACCACAAGAAAUUUUUGCUGUGUCUGCAAAGACAAAUUCAAUGACGAUGACAACUAUGAAAUAGUAUGUGGUAAUUGUGGGCUGACAGUACACUACUUUUGUUAUGCUGUUAGACUACCGAAGGAUAUGAAAAAAAACACUAACCUCAAAAAGUUCAAGUGGUUAUGCGACCCUUGUUCAAAUGAUCUCAACCCUAUACUCUCAACUACCUACCAAUGUAGUAUUUGCCCUACUAAAGAGUAUGACUAUGAUAGAUGUAAGAGCCAAUCAGUUAAAAUAUGCCCGGACGCAUUGAAAUGUACGAGCUUGGGGACAUGGGCCCAUUUGGUGUGCUCACUUUUCAAUGAGGAUGUCAAAUAUGGGAACGGACAGGCAAUGCAGCCAGCCAUUAAUACUACUUUUACACUUAUCAAAAAUAACAGAUUUACAUGCGGUGUGUGCAGAAUACAUGGAGGUGGGUUAGUAAAGUGUGAAAAAUGCCAAUAUAGGUAUCAUACUACAUGUGCACAGAACAGCUCCAACUUUAAGCUUAUGUUUGAAAAGAGAAAUAUCUCUGUAGAUACUACGCUACCGUGCAUAAAAGAUGCCAAGCUUAAUGAAACUUACAUAUUAAGACCCGUGCUAAUAUGUGAUAGGCACGAUGUCAAUUUAGAAGGAAACGAAUUUUAUCCAUUAUCGUACAAGCCUCAACAUACUCUAUCAUAUAUGGAACAAUACUGUAGAUAUUAUAAGUGCAAAGCUAACUGUAGUUUGGUGGAGUUGAGAUAUUUCGAACAGCUUGGAGCACUGCACGGCGAAGUGGUGAGAAACCCACACUACUCUGCCGCUAAUCCUAAAAUUCACGUACUCCCUUUCGAAAGGAUUUGCCCAUAUUGCGGUACCAAUAAAAGUUUAUAUUGGUAUGAAAGUAACGUUUGCCAUUCUUGUAACUUAAGGUCAGGUAUUCAAGAACCCGAUUUUGAUAAUGCGGACGCUAAAAUCACUACUGGUAACGGUAUAUCGGUGGAAAGUACCCAAAAGUUGAUGGAAGGAAUUGAGCCAGCUAUGUUUGAUAUUGAUAUUUCAGAAGCUAUUAGUAACAAAAAACUGCAUCAACCAAGUCAAUAA